This is a messenger RNA of Polistes canadensis, 4169 nucleotides long. Its product is annotated as longitudinals lacking protein, isoforms H/M/V-like. Bases 313 to 1986 code for a protein of 557 amino acids. Gene Ontology annotation, cellular component: nucleus. Gene Ontology annotation, molecular function: protein binding; DNA binding. The record is from RefSeq and is a predicted model, not a curated record. Gene Ontology annotation, biological process: regulation of transcription by RNA polymerase II. NCBI's taxonomy places the organism in Eukaryota, Metazoa, Arthropoda, Insecta, Hymenoptera, Vespidae. The transcript is spliced from 6 exons.
UAUUUUUGGCAAUUUAUAAUAUUGGCAAUUUACGAAAUUGCCGAAUUAUUGGCGAAUUCGCGAAAUUUGUUGAGUGAACAUUUCUGAGGAGCAACAGUAAGAAGACACACAACUUUAGAAGAAACAACACAUUAACAAGAGAGGAAGAAGCAUAUAAGGUAUAUCCAACUAAUGUGAGUAGUGUGGCCUCUGCAGAAAUAUACCUAUCACCCAACCAUAUAUGACGCGGUGGUCAACGUGUUAAGUGUUCCGAAAAACAAAAUCAUCAUAUUUGAACUAAGGCAUAUAUUGGUGUUAGACCGUGCAAUUGAAAUGGCGAGCACAUCGACGCAGCAAUAUAGUAUUCGUUGGAACAAUUACCAUUCUAAUUUGUUAUCAGUAUUCGACGAACUUUUAAUAAAUCAAGCAUUCGCUGACGUUACCUUAUGUUUGGAUGAUGGUCAAUCCCUCAAGUGCCACAAAGUAGUCCUUGCAGCCUGCUCUACUUACUUUCAAGAUAUGUUUUACAAACAACCACAAAAACAUAUAGUAGUAGCACUAAAAGAUGUGGAUUAUUGUGAAAUUAAGAUUAUAUUGGAAUACAUGUAUCGUGGUGAGAUACAUGUGGCUCAUGACCAACUUGAAAGUCUACUGAAACUUGCGAAAUCAUUUAAAAUCAAGGGUCUACUCGACAUAAAUGAAACCUCCAAUUUGCCUAUACAAAAAGAUUACAGUAACGUGACGGCUACUACAAUAUCAUCACCAUAUUGUUCGCCAUCGUCACAACUAGUAUCCAACAUAACCAGCAGUAUCUCCCAUAACAUUAAAACAUCAUCGCCUAAUUCAAGUGAAAUGGAUGGCAGUCCACACGGACUUAUGAAAAAAUUGGAUCGUUCGGUAGACUCUGGACCGGAAUUCGAAUCAAGAACCUCAAAGUUUCUCCCUGGAACUAUGCCACCCCCGGAAGAAGAUAAAAAUCUUUUCUACCACUAUCAUUUACCUAUGCCACUGUUGGCCUUGUCAUCGCCGCAUUCUAUUCUUCAAGCUGUCAAUCCAAAUUCAGGUCAUUCCUCUACGCAAAGUAUCACUAUGAAUACUCCUGAGGAGAUAGGAUUCGAAGAGACCAAUUAUAAACGGAGGAAACGCAUAUUGCCGAAAUAUUCUUUGGUUCAGGACACACCGAUAUUACGAACAGUUUUGAACCAAAGACAUAUCGAUAGUUCACAACAACAAGCCUCACCGUCUAUGUCAUCGGAUAACAACGAAGCAAGAAGUGAUGCGAUAGUGUCAUUAAACGAAAGAGUUGUACGAGAGAGUAUGGCUCUCGCAAAUUAUGAAUCCUUAGAAUCUAGUUCUUAUGCCGAUAUGAUAGACGAAGACAACAAACAAUCACUACCUCCAACUUUAAACGAUAUGAAUACAAGUCACCACCACCACCACCACCAGAAGCCUGAAUGGAAACGUUACAAACAAUAUACGCGAGAGAACAUCAAUAACGCAAUCGAGGCAGUGAGAAAUGGAGCGAGUGCAUUGCAAGCAGCACGGAUAUACGGUGUCCCAUCGCGUACACUUUACGAUAAGGUAAAAAAAUUAGGGAUCACAAAUAACCGACCUUCGAAACGUAGCGCAAGCAGAUCUGAUGGGGCAAGUUUAUCUGGUAAUUUCGGUGAUAGUUCAAACAAUUAUGGCAGUAGUAGUGGCUUUGUGCCGGAAUGUGAUGAUGAAACCAGCAACAGUAACAACCAACAAGAGAAUACUUCGGGAACACAAGCUGAGACGAGUUUUGUCUCUGAUAUUAAAAUCAAAGAUGAAUUAAUCAAAUUAAAUAUAGACACUGAUCAACAAACUAGUCUAAAUGAAAGUCUUAUAAUAAAAGAAGAAGAAAAUGAACAUUAUCCAACUUACGAGGAUGAAAUUCAGGAUCUUUCGAUGCAUUCCAAAAAUAACAAAACUAUAACAACGUCUAAUAUAGAUGAGAAAAAUUCAGAUAAUUUGAAUCACAGCUAAUAAUUAGCCAUUUAACAUGUUAAACGCGGAGCACAUUUUUCUAUGCUUUGUGUUGUUCAAGCCUGUUAACAACAUAGUGACGAUGAUCAUUCGACGAGAUGUUCGAUUUAAAAUUAUAAACAAAACAUAUCGCAUUAUAUUGCACUAACAAAUGUUUGGAAUAAAAGCAUGGCUUGGCUGAUAUGUAGAAAUAUAUUAAGUACAAACAAUAUAUAAUCAGCAAGAGGCAUCAUUAUGCAAAAGGCGACCACAAAAUUAAAACUCAUGACCGGCUAAACGAAAAAUUCACUAUCAUGGACUGACGUCGCGCUUAACGUGUUAAAAAUUGAAACUGACGUGGAGAUUAACAUAUUAUAUAUCUAUAUUAAUACAAAGUAAAAGAGAGAGAGAGAAAGAGAGAGUAUAUAUAGUGCCUUAAUUAAAAACACACUAUUAGAUAUCCGGUUAGAUUUUGAAUUAAGGAUAUAAUCCAUCUUCUUAUAAGAAGUAAGAUAUUUAUAGUAAGUUCCGAGACGAACGCUGUUAAAAUAUUUUCCUUGUUGGAAUUCCGAGAUAAUAUCGAUAUGAUAUGUUUAUUAUUUCAUAAUAGGUCUCCAAAAGUGCUAAACAAAAGAAGUAAUAUAGUAUAAGUAGUAGAAACGAAAGGACCAUGAUAUUAUCAAUUAUCUCAUUAAUUUCUCAGGUAUAAAUAAUUAUCUUAGGUUUUUUUUCUUUUUUUUCUUUUUCUUUCUAAUAAUUACUCGUGCAACUUUAAUAUAGUGAUCAAAUUUAUAUUUAUUUGUUAUGCAUCAAUUUGACGUGAUGAAAUUGAACGAUUUCUAUAAUGUUUAACAUUAACAGUGGAAUUUAGAUUAUUCAAAUUACCUUGGAGGAAGGAAUAAUUAUCCAUUAAUAGAAAAAAAUACGACAAUUUUGUUGAAUGUAUGUUGUUCUUUAAAAAACAUUUAUCGAACAUUAUUAAACCUUAAUAUUUUAUUUUCUUAUACCAUGACGCUUUGAAAAUUAAUAUUUAAUCAUUUUAGAUUACAUUUCUUGAAACGUGGAGAUUUCAAUUGAAUUUUUUAUUUUAAUUUCAAAAUUCAAUUUAACAAAGAAUAGCUUCAAAUAGAUGAAUUCUAUAAACCACCGAAUCAGUGUAUCUGAGCUUUUUAUCAUUUUCCAUUUAGGAGAAACUCGUUUGCAAAUUUGUUCACACAAUAACAUGAUGUACAUAUUUUAAAUAAGUAAUAAUGAGUGAACUUGCCAAGAUAAUAUUUUCCUAACGAUGCAAUUACAGUUUUACUAUACCUUUAAAAUCAUUUAUAUAUAAAUGAUAUAUUGUUACAAUGCAAUAAACCUCGUUAUUGAUUUGUCUAAUGAAUCAUGUUAUUUAUAUAUAUCUAUCAUUUGCCUGAUAGAUUAUACUAUUUAUUUGUUGAACAUUUUCGCAUAACGGAGCAUUCAAAUAAUCAAAGUUCCACUGUAUUAGAAUUCGUCGAAUAUCAAACUUUAUAUUUAAAACUCAAGAUUAAUCACGAUUAAUGAUUAAACUCAAAAAGACUGAAUCAACGUCACAGAUUUACAAGACUGAUGAACGAAGUAAAAUGUGUUCAAACAAAAAAAGAACAUCCUUAAGACUUCUACAAUGAGAAAUAUUCUCUUUAGUUUCAUUAGGUCACUGAUAAGUUACUUUAGAAAAUUUUUAAUAUAAUUUAAGAUAAGUUACUUCUUUCAUCCUGUACAAAAGGACAUGCAAUAUUUGAAGAAAUAGAAAAAAAGAAUUAAAAAGAAAAGAACAAAAAAAGAAAAAAGGAUAGAAGAAGAUUUUAAACACAACUCUCUACCUCUCGCACGAAAUAAAACCGUUUAAGGGGAUUAAAAUUGAUCGCUUAUAAAAAUGCUAUUGUUUAUAUUUUUUAUAUUUUAUUUUAUUCUCUUUUUUUUUCAUAAAGAUUGAGUUUUUAUAUAUUUGUCGCGAAUACUAUAUCGAAUAGAACAGAAAAUACGUACGGUUUUUCUUGUUUUCUUUUUUGUUAUCGUAUUUUUACUCGUAGAAUUGCAGCUUAGGAAAUGUAUUAAUUUUUACUAUUAAAAAAAAAAACUAAAAAGAAAUUAUAAAAAAAAAAAAACAAAAAAGAACAUCAAAUGUGUUCUACCGAAAUACUUUAGCGAAUGAAGUAUUUCGGUAAGGGAAAGAACCUUCC